Staurois parvus is the source of this 566-nucleotide messenger RNA. The record is from the annotation of a GenBank genome assembly. NCBI's taxonomy places the organism in Eukaryota, Metazoa, Chordata, Amphibia, Anura, Ranidae.
AGAUACAUCGAUGAAGCUGACCGAACGUACACACAUAUGCGCCAAUUCACAGUACAAAUUACAGCCUGGGUCUGGUUUUACCUCUGUACAGCUCCUACUACCUGCGUGCUAAUCUCAGUGAUCAGAUCCUCCAGGUGCAGUAUUUUGAGUCUUUGAUGCCCAACACCUUUGAGUCUGAGGGACGGGUGUUCAUUGCUCCGAGGCAGUACUGUCGAGAGCUCGAACAGUCUGAAAACAACACAGAGUUCCUUCUGAACUUCAUUACUCUGAUGGAGAAAGUGACUCCGGACUCCAAGCAGUGUGACAGCUUCCUGCUGCACAACCUCAUCUUGGACACGGGAAUCACGCGGGAUUUGGCUGACCGUGUUUGGAAGGACAAAGAUCUUCUCACUUAUGGGCUUCUGGCGGUCUUUGCGGCAACAGACGGUGGCAUCACCCGAGUCUUCCCCAACAAAGCCGCUGAUGACUGGUUGGAGGACAUGGAGCCUCACAAUGCCACCUUCUACCGAAGAAGUCUCGACAACAAAAGGCUACAUCUUUCGAGCACCAUACAGAGAACGUGAGUA